Bradysia coprophila is the source of this 1355-nucleotide messenger RNA. RefSeq lists its product as uncharacterized. NCBI's taxonomy places the organism in Eukaryota, Metazoa, Arthropoda, Insecta, Diptera, Sciaridae. The record is from RefSeq and is a predicted model, not a curated record.
AUCCAUCUGUAACUCGUUUUCAGUACGAAAAUUUAUCUCUAUAAAUGAACAUUUUCUGUCGGAGAAAUUCAGUCCUGAUUUGAAAGUGUUACAACAAAUAAUGAAAAUCUUAGAAUUAUUGCUAGGGUUUGGCAUUCUUUGCAAGACCAUAGACGCCUUGAGUAUAAAUUCGAGAAAUGUGAGCUUCAGUGUGGAAAGCGUUUUGCUAAGUUAUCAUAGUUCUACAUGUUCAACAGAAGAUGAUCCUUGGAAAAAUGGCGUUCAAAAAUUGUACGAUGGAUGUAGAACGGCGUCCAAAUCAUUCCGUGGAAAAGCAUACGAACUAGCUGAAGCGUCAGUGAAUUCAUUGGAGCAAUUUAUAACGAAAUUGAUUGAUUUCACCAGCUUCAAUUCAACAAUAAUAUCAACCAGUUCCAAAAACAUUUUACAAUCGAUGAGUAAAUGCGAUAGGGUUAAGGGGGACAACAUGAAUAUGAUUAUCGAAAUCGACAAAAUCUUUCCCAUUGUGGCCGAAGAAUACAAGUCGGUCGCCGUAAAUCUAUCGGAAUUUAUUGGUGAUGAACUGAUAUGUUCCUUCACAAAUGCCUACAGUGAUUUCGCUACCGAACUUACUAAAUUUAUGAAAGGAUUUUUACACAGUUGCCGAUUGUUCAAUUGCCAACGAAGAGUUGAUUACAAGCGUGUUCUUCAAAAGUACCAUAGUCUAACAAACACAAUGGCACUCAUUGAUCAGACACUAUUGGACGAAUGUGAAAAUGAAGUUACGCAGGAUGUGUAUGAAUCAGUUUUAGUUUUGCAUUUGGUCUACUUUUGUAUGGGACUCUCUGUAACUGGAGUCAAUAGUUGUGCAUUGGAUGUGCAGUACGAUCAUAACUGUUUCGUAUCAAAAAGCGUUAAGAAUGGAUCGUUAUCAAUUGCAACUGCACUUGAAGAAAUUCUUGAAGCUAUUUCUGCAGUUCUCUUAGCAUCCAUCACCGGCAUUAAAGAUCUGCUAAAUAGUUUCGUCAACGUAGCCACCGUCUUAAAUACGAUUGUAGAGGACGUUCUUGGACUAACCAACGAUGUGUUAGUAACGGUUGGGAAAUUAGGUCUGAAUUUAUUAAAAGCUAAAUCCGAUUUUUAAAAAUCGAAAUUAAAUGAGCAAUACUCAGCGUAAAUACUUCAGUAAGGAAAAAGAAACUUUUGCGUUAACAAGGUCACUAGAUCAGUGGAUCACUUUGUUGUACAAAGUCAAUAUGCUUGUCCGAUUAGCAACAAUUUAUGUCGUUUUUCACACUCAUUAGGUUAAGUUUUUGUGUUUAAAUAUUUACAAUAUUACAAGAAAAAUAAAAUUGCCCUUUACACUGUUCUGCUCA